Messenger RNA from Sorex fumeus (smoky shrew), 2794 nucleotides. It is a transcript of the gene MARVELD2, whose product is annotated as MARVEL domain containing 2. Lineage: Eukaryota; Metazoa; Chordata; Mammalia; Eulipotyphla; Soricidae. Gene Ontology annotation, biological process: bicellular tight junction assembly. Gene Ontology annotation, cellular component: cytoplasmic vesicle; apical plasma membrane; bicellular tight junction. The record is from RefSeq and is a predicted model, not a curated record.
AUGCCGGCCAGUGACAGACGGCGGAGGGGCCAGGACCGGCACUACGACGAGGUCCCGCAGGGCGACGGCUCGGUGGGAAGCCUCGCGGCGCUCCGCGACGGGGAGCUGGCACUCAGCGCCGACCCGCUGCCGCCGCCCCCGCUGCCCGUCCGGCCGCCCUGCGGGCCGCGCUCCGAGGCCAGCGACGCCGAGGAGCCGGCCGUGGCCCCGGACCUCCGGCCCGUGCGGCGCUUCGUGCCCGAGUCCUGGAAGCGCUUUUUCCGAGGGAGGCGGAGGAGGGACCCGGACUGGGACAGGCCCGCGUCGGACAUCCGAUACAUCUCCGACGGGGUGGAGUGCUCCCCGCCCGCCUCGCCGGGCUGGCCGGGGCCGCAGCGCCCCAACGGCGGCGGCAGCUGGGGCCCGGAGCCCGGCCGGGGGCCCGGGGGCGGCGUGGACCCCCGGGCAGGGGUGGACGCCCCGUGUCCCGCCGACCCCGGCAGCGCCCUCGGCCGGCCGGCGCUCGCGGCCCGCGCCUACCGCGAGGAGGUGGAGGCCUACCACCUGCGGUACGCCUACAUGAAGUCCUGGGCCGGCCUGCUGAGGAUCCUGGGGGGCGCCGAGCUGCUCCUGGGCGCCGCCGUCUUCGCCUGCGUCACCGCCUACGUCCACAAGGACAGCGAGUGGUACAACCAGUUCGGCUACGCGCAGCCCUACGGCGUGGCCGGCGUGGGCGGCCUGGGCAGCGCCUACAGCGGCUACUACUACAGCGGCCCCAAGACCCCCUUCGUGCUCGUGGUGGCCGGGCUGGCCUGGAUCGCCACCGUCAUCGUCCUGGUGCUCGGCAUGUCCCUGUACUACCGGACCAUCCUGCUGGACUCCAGCUGGUGGCCGCUCACCGAGUUCGGGAUCAACGUGUCCUUGUUCGUGCUGUACAUGGCAGCGGCCAUCGUCUACGUGGACGAUACCAACCGGGGCGGGCUCUGCUCCUACCCCGCGUUCAACACGGUGAUGAACAUCCUCUUCUGCCGGGUGGAGAGCGGGCAGGUCGCGGCCAUCGUCUUCCUGUUUGUCACCAUGAUUGUCUAUCUCAUCAGCGCCCUGGUGUGCCUCAAGCUCUGGCGGCACGAGGCGGCGCGGCGACACAGGGAGUACCUGGAGCAGCAGGAGAUAAGUGAGCCAUCAUUUCCAUCGAAAAGGAGAGUGUGUGAAACAGCAGCCGGCGGUGACAGACAGAGGGACCACGAGGUGAAUUUCCAAGAGCUGAGAGGCCCCCAAAUGAAGCCCGACGUCCUGAGCGGACACAUCCCACCGGGCCACAUCCCAAAGCCCGUGGUGCUGCCCGAUUACGUGGCAAAAUACCCGGUCAUUCAGACGGAUGAUGAACGGGAGCGCUAUAAAGCCGUGUUCCAAGACCAGUUCUCAGAGUACAAAGAGCUCUCCGCAGAGGUGCAGGCCAUCCUGCGGAAGCUGGACGAGCUGGAUGCAGUGAUGAGCAGACUGCCCCACCGCUCAGAACACCACCAGGAACAUGAAAGAAUUUCAAGAAUCCACGAAGAGUUUAAGAGAAAAAAGAAUGAUCCUACAUUUCUUGAAAAAAAAGAACGCUGUGAUUAUCUGAAGAAUAAACUGUCUCAUAUAAAACAAAGAAUCCAAGAAUAUGAUAAAGUAAUGAAUUGGGAUAUACAAGGUUACCGUUAAGCCUUAUUUGAAACAACUUUUUUAUAUCAAAACUUAAUAUUUAUUUACUGACUUUUUUUUUUAAUUCAAAUCUCUGAUAGAGAAGCCAGGGCUUCCUGAUGGACCUCUGCGUUGGUUUAGCCAGUAGCAAUGGUCAAACAAUAUAAUUUCAUGCAAACAUUUCACAACAGGGCCAGAGAGAUGGCGCAAAGGGCUGAGCACAUGCUUUGCAUGCAUGGGGUCUGGGAUCAUCUCUAGCACCGUGUGGUCCCUGAGCACUGCCAGAGCAACCCCUCAGCACAGAGCCAAGAGUAAUCCCGGAGUGCCACCCGGUGUGAUCCCAAAAUAAAGAACCCAUUUCUCCAUAAAUUCGGGUGUAUUAAGGGCCCUAACUAAGACUGACAUUAUGUAUUCGUUUAUAUAUAACUUCUUAAUCAUAGUUCUUGUUAAACUAAGGGGCUUGGGUGUGACUCGGUAGUUGAACACAUGCCCAGUAUGUUGUAUGACCCUGAGUUUAGCUGCCCAGCACCACCAGGUGUGGCCCUGGUCUCCUCCAAACAUCACCAGGAGUGAGCCCCCACCCCCAGCCCUCCAAAGCAACAACAGAAAAAAAAAAAAAAAACUUCUUUCAGAGUGCCUGAGGUUUUUCUGUAAAGCACUUGCUCUCACCCAUGGAGCUACCUCCCUAGCCAAAAUGCCUUAUUUUUAUUCAUAUGAACAAUGAAUGCCUUAAAAAAAAAAGAAGAAGAAGAAGUGAAAACUGCAGGAACAAAAAGGUCUUUAACGCCCUUUGUUAUUAACUCCUGUUGGGCAGCAUCUGCCUCAUGCCUUUUCCCCGGUGCGGUGCUGCCUUGUGCUCGCUGCCUGCUGUGCUGGCUUUUAGACAGUUUCAGUUUCCUAAAAAGCAGAGGCUUUCCAAAACUGCAGCAGGGGCCUGAGUGAUAGUGCGGUGGGGAGGGCGUCGCCCUGCACACAGCUGAUCCAGGUUAGUUUCCUGGCAUCCCAUGUGGCCCCAAGCCCACCAGGCGUAAUUUCUGAGCACAGAGCCAGGGGAGACCCUGAGCAUCACUGAUUGUGGCCCAGCACCCUCCUCCCCCUGAAGAAAAGGAUCAAUCACUCGUGAGAUCUUGGGGUU